Messenger RNA from Prorocentrum cordatum, 2323 nucleotides. The record is from the annotation of a GenBank genome assembly. Lineage: Eukaryota; Dinophyceae; Prorocentrales; Prorocentraceae.
GCUUACGUAUGCGUGUGCGUGUGCGUGUCAUGCGUCUCAAGAGCUGCUGGCCAAGGAUACCAGCUUUGCGUGCUUAGAGCCAGUCGGCCCAUCCUUCCAUUGUGCGUUUCCAUGUUUGCUGGGCGCUUGUGGCUUGGGGGGGCGGCACAUCGGCUCCCGCGGGCGUCCUCCUCGCCGCCGCCGCAGUGGACCAGCACGGCGGUCUGGGCUCUGGCGUGGAGCUUGCCGUGGACGCCACAGGCGAUGCCUUUCCGCUUCGCCGUGGCACCGCAGCGAGGCGACAGCUCAUGCGCAGGGGCGGCGGCACCGGUGCCGGCGCAGUCGAGCGCGCAGGCGGCGCGGGAUCCAGCCCAGGCCGCGCCAUCGGCAGCACGGCGGAGGAGCAGCCCGGUGGCGAAGUGUGCGAGAAUUAUGCUCGCGUCGCUAUGAACAUUUCCAGUGUGUCCUCAGGGGAAGGUUUCGCCUGCAGCAUCCACAGGCCCGACGGCGUUGCGUGUUGCUUCGGGAGGGCCCGUCGGAACUGGCGCUGGCUUGGCCCCUCGGGCCUGGGGCCCGUGUUGGCUGUCUCCGCGGGGAAGGGACACGUGUGCGCCAUCGCCCGAGCCGGCCAUUUGCUACACUGCUGGGGGCCCUGGCGGCGCUUCCUCGGCCAGACGAAUGUCCCCAAGGACCUGGGUCCUGUGGAGGCGGUCUCCGCAGGGGUAAAGCACACGUGUGCCAUCGCCCGAGCAAGCCGAGCGCUGCGCUGCUGGGGGCUGCGGCACCCGACUGUCCCAGCGGGCCUUGGGCCCGUCGAGGCCGUCGCCGCGGGGGACGGCGGCACCUGCGCGAUCGCCCAGGCGACGGGCUCGCUGCACUGCUGGGGGCACGUGGCGGCCGUCCCCGCGGGCCUCGGGCCCGUGGCGGCCGUCUCCGUGGGGGCGGCCCACACCUGUGCGAUCGUCAGGGCCGACCGAUCGCUGCGCUGCUGGCUGCUGCCGGGGACGGCGCUCACCGCUGGGCAGAAGGGGGCGGCGGCGGUGCCCGAGGCCCUGGGGCCCGUGGAGGCCGUGGUCGCGGGGUGUGACCACACCUGUGCGAUCACACGGGUCGGCCGGCGCUUGCGCUGCUGGGGGGGGCAGGCUGCUGAACACUUCAAGCCCCUGGGGCCCGUCGAGGCCGUCUCCGUGGGGUGUUUCCACACCUGUGUUGUCCUCACGUCUGGCAGGCUCCAGUGCGGGCCGAAUCAUGCGGUCACGAGCCCGCUUAUGGAGAUGGAGACCACUUACCUGCGUGAUCUGAAAGCGCAGGUGGAGAAGGAGAGGUCGGCGGCAGAGGAGGGGCAGAGGCGGGCGGAACAGUCAAGGCGGGUCGUGCAGCGAGAGAAGCGCGCUGAGGAAAAGGCGGAGGCAGAGGAGGGGCAGAGGCGGGCGGAACAGUCAAGGCGGGUCGUGCAGCGAGAGAAGCGCGCUGAGGAAAAGGCGGAGGCAGAGAAGGAGAUGGCCAUGGUAAUGACGGAGCAGAGCUGUUCCAAGAUGCUGACAAGGCAGGUGAUUACCGAGAUCUCGUGCAAAGGUGCAGCGGGAGGGACCUCGUACAGCGUGGACGUCCCCGACGGCUUCAUGCUCCGCGGUUCCCCCGUGCAGGCGUACCGCUGCACCAACCGAGGGGCGUGCCUCGCCGGGGGCAGCCUGCCCCGCCGCUGGGUCGGGAGCAAGGAGGGUACGGGCACCUGCCCGCUCGUCCCGAGCUUGCCUACGCCGCUCGCGCUGGCCAUGUGCGCCGAGGGCUACGACCCGCAGAGCCCGGGCUGCAGCCGCUGCCGCGAGGGCCACGGCCGCGCGAGCACGGACCCGUUCGUGUGCAAGGCCUGCGGCCCGCUGGCCCUGCAGCUGCUGGGCUUCGCGGUCGUCCCGCUGUCCCUCUUCCUGGUCUCCAUGCGCGGGGCUCUGGCCCGGUCCCAGAGCCCCAGUGGGGUCUUCAACGACCUGCUCAAGAUCUUCCUCUCCUUCGUCUCGGCGGCGACGGUGGUUAUGGGGGCCGUGCUGGCGAGCGACUCCUACCAGACGCUCCCCGCGCUGCCGCAGCAGUUCCUGAGCCUCGGGGGCGACUCCGUGGAGAGCUCGGCCACCUAUCCCAGAGCAUCGACUGCCUGGCGAAGUCGGCGGUCGACAUCGAGACGUCCCUCCUGCUGACUCUGGCACCGCCCUCGGCCAUCGCAGUGGCGUCCGCCAUGGCCAUACCGUUUCAGCGCGCCCUGCUGACUGACCGCUGGCGGGUCCAGUUCUACCUGGUGCUUGUCUGGCUGGUGCUGGGGAACCAGUUCCUGCCGCAGAUUGUCGGC